UGGCCUACUGAGGGGCAUGUUUUGUUUGUGGAAGGAUUAUGAUUGUUGGUUUUCGGUGUAUUCUGUUGUAAAAGAGGAAUUUAUAUGAGCUGAUUAUAACUGUGUAUGUACAAGGAAUUAUCCCGAUUCUCCGAUUUAAAGAUCGUGGUCGAAAUGGAGCUAGAAUACCGGGAAUCUCAGUCAACACACAUCGGAUUUUAGUGUACGAGCGUUUUACAGGCAGCCGGUGCAGAUAUAUUCUGGUAGCCUAGCAUCGUUCAUCACUCACAGUUCAUACUGCACUCUUAAGUAACCGUCUGGUGGUACGAUGAUAUUCCAUUAAAUAUAUUCUCAUUCCUGAGACAAAUGUGUAGAUAAAGAAAUGAUAAUUACGAUAUUUUAAUUUUAUAUUCAUUGUUAGUAAACAUCGAUCUUGAAUAUUGCAGUGUUGGGGGCCUUGUAACGGAGCUUUGUGUGUUUGUAGGGCCUCGUGUUCUCGGCACUUCAAGCUCAUAAACUACAAUCGUAAUUUUUGAAUUGGCAAACAAAAGCGUUGUUUCUGUCCUAAGUCAAUGCAUUGUCUAAAACAGAAUGUGUAAGAGUAUGAAUCGGUGUGUAUUGGGCUAGGGCCUUGUGUAUUGGAAGGCCUUGUGUAUGCUGCACGGAUAAGGCAGGUCUGCCGCUGCAUUUUCAGUGCUUCGAUGAAGAGUUCUAACUUUUUUUUGUGUGGAAUUAUUUUGACAAUGUAUUAGUGAUGUGAAAUAAACCAAUUCAUAUUGGUUGAGUGGUGAUUUAUCAGCAUCAGCAUUCACAAAUGCCAGUGUUGUGUUUAGUAUAGCGAUGUCUAUGCUCAGGAAAGGGUUUCAGAUCCGGAUGCUGUCUCAGAAAUAUCCACUGUUAUGUGUGGUAAUUGUGAUGUGUGUAAUGUUUGGUGUCGAGGCCUGUCCCCCAGGCUGCACGUGCACCACCCUCAAAGCCAAGGAUGACAAGAGUGGGGAGACCCCGAGGAUCGGGCGGGGGCGCAAAGUCAACUGUGCAGAAAAUCUGUCGCCCAUCACAUCUGCUGAUCAGAUCAGAAGUCUCCCGCUUGAUACUGUCAUAAUUGAUCUGAGUAAAAACGCCAUCACUGUUCUGAGACGGGCUUCAUUUAACAGACUUUCCAUGCUGCGUAAAUUGGACCUAAGCAACAACCAGAUCAGUCUGAUAGAAGCAGGGGCAUUUGAAGGCCUACAGAAACUGGAGAAACUAGAUCUGACCUACAACAACAUCGGCAGUGUGAAUACGUCCAUGUUUACCGGAAUGUCCAGUCUGCAGAAAUUGUCCUUAUCCUACAACAAGCUCAACACCAUUCCUGAAGGCACUUUUAGCGACCUCAUCUCCCUCCGCAAAAUUGACUUUAAGUCCGAUUAUUUACGAUGUGACUGUCACCUGCGCUGGAUAGCAAAAUGGAUAAAGGAGAAAAAUAUUCGCAUCCAACCAUUGACAACCUGUGCAGUACCCAAGGAGCUGAAGGAUCGCACUGUAAAGAGCCUCAAAAAGAAAGAACUUCAUUGUGAUCGCCCACUGGAGCUGCCACUGUUUGAGAUCACGCCCAGUAAAAGCCAGGUUGUGUUUGAGGGAGACAAGAUUCCAUUUGAGUGUCAGGCAUCUGUCGUUGACGACAAUAUGCACAUGUUUUGGGUGAGAAAGGGUGGCGUGGUAACGACCAAUCGCUCUGCUGGGAUCUUUGUGCACACUUACACGUCACAGGACAGAACUAUGAUGACACAAAGACUGUUACUUGAUGACCUUGGGAAGGACGACACUGGUAUCUGGCAGUGUAUGGUGACCACGCCACAGGGCAACGUCUCGGAUGACAUCAACAUCGUUGUCAUCUCCAGCUCUGCCCUGUAUUGCAUAGCAAUCACAUCUAAAACAGAACGGGGCGUUUACAAAUGGCCGAAAACAGUAGCAGGCGUACGCAGUGAGCUUCCUUGUAAGCGAGGCCGGGAAAGACUUGCAACGUAUGACUGCACGCCGGAGGGUCACUGGCGCGAUCUCAAUGUUGACCAGUGUGAAUUUACCAGUGAUACAACUCGUCAACUCCAGUCUAUCGGCGAGAGUCUAACAGACAACUUGCUAAGUAACUCGAGUGGCCUGCUGCGGACAAUGCGUGACCUCCAGAGGCUGGUGUUGAUACCUAACCACCUGUCAUAUUCCACCGACCUGACCCUGGUGUCGCGUGCCCUCGACAGGAUGGCACCUUUUGCCUACCAACAGGAAGAGUUGGCAGAUGUGCUGUUGAAUAUCGUGAGCCUGCUGCUGAAUUUACCAGCCGGAAUGUUCCUGUCGGAGCAAAAGGCUUCCAAGGCCUGUACCAGGUUGGUGAACGUUGUCGAGGGUAUCCCUCACCAGCAGCUUUCCAGGAAGCAGAAUAUCACCAAAUACUCGGAGAACAUCGCACUGGAGGCGCGGACAGUCUCUGUGGAACAUUUCACAGGAAUAACGUGUCUAGCUUUCACCAGUAUCUUCAGCUGUCAGAGUGGCAUUGUCGACACCUCAUCUGCCUUCAAAAAGAGACAAAACAACCUACAAGGAUCCAUCCAGUUUCCGAGGUCACUACUAAACAACACCGGUGAGGUACAGACAGACACCCUCAAUCUCCAGUUCAUACUAUACAAGGAGACCAAGCUCUUCCCCAUCACCACUCCGUACCACGAAGACCCAGCCAUUGGAAACCACACCCGAGUUACCAUCGUGUCCAGCGUUCUCUCUGCUAAUGUCUCUACUCCUGUCAAGAAUCUAACAGACCCAAUUGUCCUCUUCUUCAAAGUCAAGCGACCGGCAAAGAAUCUGGUCGCAGCCUACUGGGACUUUGAAGCCAAUGAUGGCUACGGUGACUGGAGAACGGACGGGUGCCAGAUCAUCCCAGACCCCAACGUAACUAUCGUUCACUGCUUCCAUCUCUCCAUCUUCACCAUCCUGGAGGUGAACAGCUCAAGUGAGUUAGACAUGGGGAUGAUGUCGGGGACCCUCCACCUGCUCCCCUACCCUGUCUACGUGGGUAGCUGUAUCUGUCUCAUCUGUCUGAUGGCCGUCAUCAUCACCUACGUCUCCUGCUUCAGAUUUAUCAACGUGCCUAAGAAACUGAAGCACUCGGUGAUCAACAUCUGUAUCAGUAUUCUGCUGUUACUGAUUGGGUUUACCAUGGGAGUGAAGCGUACAGACCACCACCUCGCCUGUCAGAUCGUGGGUGUGGGCAUCCACUACCUCACCUUGGUCGCAAUGUUCUGGAUCACCAUCACGUCAUACAACAUGCUUAAGAAAUUCAACAAGAUAAAUAAGCCACCAGCCCCACCCCCAGAGCCAGUGGCCAUGCCGUUACCCCCAAAACCAAUGUUACGGUUUUAUCUGUUGGCCUGGGGGGUGCCACUCAUUGUGUGCGGCAUCACUGUAGCUGUCAGCAUUGAUCAUUACUCGGAGCCCGAAUACUGUUUCCUGUCCUGGGACCCGAGUAUUGGAGCAUUCUACAGCCCUACAGGAUUAUUAGUGUUGUUCAACCUCAUAUUUUUCCUGAGAAUUUCGCGUGUGAUUCAUAAGACCACAAACAACCUGAAUGAGACGGACAAUACAGAGGAAGUUAAUGACAUUGAGCUUACGCAAAGUCCAGACGAUGGCACCACAGAAAUACAGGCCCUGACCAGCACACGACGACCGCCGGAGGAGGACACAGAGUCGAUCGCAUCGAGUGUCAUGGACAUGGAGCGGCAGCCAAUCACACAGCUGUACGCUGUGGUAGCCAUGUUGUUUCUGUACAUACUAUUCUACACAUGUGCGGGGUUUGCCGUUGCACAACCUUUCAAGACUAUAAUCCCACACCAGGAGCUUAUAUUCAGUUACUUGUACGGACUAACAAGUAGCGUGUUUGGAAUAUUUAUGUUAGUGUAUUUCUGUCUUACAAGGAAGGAUUCGUGUUCUAGUUGGAGGCGGUUUUUCUUCUGUGAUCAAAAUCCUGUGUAUGACGUGAAUUAUCAAGAGAAUAAUCAUGUUGCUCUGUCGAAUGGUCAUGUGAUCCAUGCCAACAACGACAUCGAUAUAGAAAAUAAAAACUAUAACAUAACACAGGAGGUGACGGACGGGUCCGUAAAACAGUCUAACAUAAACCUCAUCCCGGCCGCGCCAUUUCUCAGUGACAGGGAGAGCUCAGUGACAGAGCCCACAGACUCUAACAUGCCAAGCUUUUAUAAUCCUAAACAAAAUGGCAUCGCAAAGAAAUUCUGGGACAGACAGCGUCAUCAUUCAAAACUCAUUACUAAAGAAAUGACGAAAGAUUUUAACGGCAGUGGCACCGAUUAUUUCUCGGGCUCAGAAGCCAAUCACCGUGGAAACACUAGUGAUAUAAAUACAGUGAUGAGUAUAGAAAUACAGAUUCAGCCUAAUGGUGGAUCAGGAAGAUCCAUCGGGAUUUCUCCUCCGGCUAAAUCUCAGCCCCUGUCUCAACUGAAUCUGUACCCCACCCAGCUCCUACUACCUGCCAUAAAGGGCUCCACCGGCCCCAUUCCCAAGUUCUCUAUGUUACCGUUGGAUCGUAAUAUCAUCCCGCCAGUGGGCGGGUCUGUGUCACCAAUCAUGGUGACUACAAGUCCGUGUUGUAGCACCGUAUCUUACACAGGGUCACAGGUUGCCCCUGCCCACGGGCGGUCGCCCAGUGCCUGCUCCCUGGGAAUGCGGCCCUACCCCAGUGCUUUUACCCCUGUGCCCCCACGUAACAAUACCCUUCCAAAGCAGGGCAAAAUUCCUGAUGUACAAAAUAACACUACUUCUACUAGUCCUACGCAAGACUACAUGAUGAGGAACGGCUCUGUGCCUCGCCUCCGAGAUUUCGACGGUCAAAGUCAAAUAAGUGAUGCAUGUCCUCGUGAAAAACAAUGGGGUAUGCAAGUGACAAAUAAUUACUUGAAUAAUAAUCAUCAUAACAACAAUCAUGCUGCACCGGGGUACGACCCUCUGUCGCGUCUCAGUCCGCAACAAAAAGUGGGCUGUACCUAUAAACAGUACGGCUCAGUGGAUGAGCAUAUUACAUCAGAGCGCCCUCCUCCAGCCUACCACUUCUCACGGGCGCGUUCCUCCUCCGGGGGGUACAGCUCUGAUACAAGUGGGCGGAUGCAACAGAAUCACGAGCAAUCGUUCCUCCAGGAAGUGCACCAGAGGAUCCCAUGUGAUAACAGUAAAAUGAUAGUGCAGGAUCAAAACCAUACCCAGCCCCCCACAUCACUGCCCCCCAAUAACAAAUCACCAGUGACUCCUGAAGUAUGUAAUAAUGCCAAUGGCAAAAUCUUCACCACACACGAUUCAGACAGUCAGAUACAUGUUCGUCGGAGUCGGGGCAAUGACUCCGAUCACAACUCGGAACCAACAUCUCAAGCAUCUCAUCGAAGGCGACACAGGUCACAUGACCCACAACACCGUCAUUCAAAACAUCAUAAACAAAGUGCCAAGAAGCAGCAUUCUUCCUCUGCUGAGUGGGAGGGUACAGCUCGCCAAAAAAUGAUACCGUACGCUUACGUUAACUACCACUAUCAUGACAGGGUGCGACAAAAACUGCAAAGGAAGCACGCGCCUCAAACUCGCGCGUACCCCCACCUCAUGGAGGAUUCUAGCUCCAGUAGUGACAGCGAAGGGCUGGAUGACAUUUGGGUGAUGCAAGAGAAAAACAAGAAAGAAACCAGUGUGUAGCUAUUAUGGUUCCCCAGCAUUAUUUAUUUCAUUCGUUAGUUGUGUAAAUUUGACGUCAUCUCAUUUUACGUUAUGGUUGCCAAAGUCUUCAUUUUGUUUUUAUAAAA
Molecule: messenger RNA, 5801 nt
Organism: Mizuhopecten yessoensis (Yesso scallop)
Lineage: Eukaryota; Metazoa; Mollusca; Bivalvia; Pectinida; Pectinidae
Product: adhesion G protein-coupled receptor A3-like
Exons: 17
Coding region: 820-5694 (1624 amino acids)
Biological process (GO): G protein-coupled receptor signaling pathway; cell surface receptor signaling pathway
Cellular component (GO): plasma membrane
Molecular function (GO): protein binding; G protein-coupled receptor activity
Source: RefSeq, a predicted model, not a curated record